Molecule: messenger RNA, 2493 nt
Organism: Aspergillus aculeatinus CBS 121060
Lineage: Eukaryota; Fungi; Ascomycota; Eurotiomycetes; Eurotiales; Aspergillaceae
Product: ankyrin
Exons: 1
Coding region: 63-2210 (715 amino acids)
Molecular function (GO): protein binding
Source: RefSeq, a predicted model, not a curated record
CUUCAAGCUCAGCUCCACCGGGCCAUUCGAACCCUUCGAAAUUUGAUUCAACAACAAUUCUGAUGACUUCAAGUUCAGUCUUACCUCUUGAGAUUUUUGAGCAGAUUGUGAGCUGGCUUGAAUAUGAGAGUGACAUAAAUGCUCUCGCUCGUACCCAUAGGGCUUUCUACCAUUUUGGGAACCCGAUGCUGUACCGACACAAUGUGCGCCAUGGGAAAGGCUCGGCGUUAGGCUGGGGGGUCCAACAUGGAAUUUUGGCGACCGUGCAACGAGCUUUUGAGGCCGGCGCCUCGGCAGAAAAGUGCGGCGAUGCCGAGAUUGAAUGGCGACCGAUGGCGCUGGCGGUGGUCGAAGGCCACGAGGACAUUGUGUGGUACUUGUAUGAACACUGUAGGGUCAAUAUUCGUCGCACGUGGGGAUGGAUGAAUCCUUGUCAUGAGAGAUAUGGCAAAUAUCCCGGCAGUCUGCUGCUGCUGGCCGCCCAGAAUGGUCAUGAGAGCCUCGUUCGCUUCUUCGUGAAUCACCUCCCGCGGCCGUACCAUGUCGAUCAUCCAGCGGAUCCGGGUGAAGGAACGCCGUUGAUGGCGGCUGCCAAAGGGGGGCAUCUAGCCAUCGUACACCUGCUAGUCGAGGCGGGAGCGAAUCUCGAGGUCCAGAAUCGCAGUCAAAUGACCCCGCUCAUGUUAGCCGCGGCGCACGGUCAUCUGCAGGUUCUACAGUUCUUGAUGCAACAGGGCGCUGACCCCACCGUGACCCAACCGAACGGCUGCUCUGCCCUGUGUUGGGCAGCGGGGAGGGGGCACGUCGAGAGCGUUCGCUGCCUGCUCGAGGAGGAUGUGAUUACACGGUUGACUUGCCACACUUUGGGGCCGUCGGCGCGGCAUCACGCGGCCAUCUGUCCCCUCGGGUGGAGCGGAUGGUUAAGGCACGACGAGGUAGUCGCCCUGCUUCUAAAGAAAUGGGACUAUGCAGCGAGGACGAGUCACCCAUCCGAUAAGGGUGUACUCUUAUGCGUGGCUGCGGGCCUUGGAUAUACGGCCCUAAUUCGGGACCUGCUUGAGAACCAUGAGUACGAUCCCAAUGCUCGAUUGAGUCUGAUUCGAACGCGGUGGGAUGAACUACCGACGGCUCUUUGCUGGGCUGCCGCCCGAGCUCGCGUCGAGGUGGUCGAGGUACUCCUCGCGCAUGAUGCUGAGGUUUUGCCGGCGCAGACGCGGGAGUACCGGAAUCCUUUCAUCCAGGCCAUUGUCCACGGUUCAGAUGCCAUGGUCUCUCUCUUUCUGCGCGCCGGGGUAAACCCCAACGACCAGGAUCGAAGUCACAACUUGGAUCACCUUGUAGCUCCGGCGCUGAAGCAUGCCAUCCCAUUCGAGAGCAUCUUCCGCCGCCUGCUUGUCGCCGGGGCUGACCCUACCGCUGUUGACAGCAUGAAGUACUCGGUCAUUGCCCAUGUCCUAAGAUCCGGCCGGACGGUCGUCGUCCAGAUGCUUAUCGAUGAGGACCUGGAUCUCUCGCUCCACUUGACUCGCUCCAACCUGUUGCACGAAGCCGUCCGCGGCGGCCGCGCGGUCCUCGAGCUUCUCCUCAAUACCGGCAAAUGGGAUUCCUUGCUCUCGCCCGGCCAUCUGGACCCUUCCAUCUGCGAGAAAGCUCUCGGGAUUGCCGCGGAGACCGCGCAGGUCGAGGCUCUGCAGUGGCUGCUGGAUCGAGGGUUUUUGCCAGUCCGAGGUGCCCAGUCGCCGCCGCCCAAGGUCCAUCUCCUGAGCCUUGCGGCACUCACAAAGGCGGCCGAUGAGGACGCCGCGGCCACUCUGGAUCUCCUUCUGCAGGCCGGUCUAGACAUCGAUGAGACGAUCGCCUACAAAACCGCGCUGCAGAGUGUGGCCCGGCAUUAUAACCUGUUUGGAGAGUCGGAACGCUUUCGCGUGCGCUCGCGCAUGCUGCUCGAGCGCGGUGCCACUCUGUUGCCGCCCCAAAGCCUCCCGCAGGCCACGCGCUACGACACCCUCUCGGGAUUUAACAUCCGCCUCAUCGGUCAGCACCCUGAGCUUGACGUCAUGAUCUUUCAGGAGUUGGAGGCACGCCGUGAGCCGUGGUCGGUGGUAAAACAUCUGUUCAGGUGGGCGGACCAUCGUGCGCGCGAGCGCCAGAAUUGGAAGCAUGUCCGGGUCAUCACACAGCACUCGUGGCGAUUGCGGUACCCUGUUUGAACUCGCUUCCUGUAUGUGCUGGAGGCUCUGCCUCGCAUUGGUGGUAACAGUGAGAAAGGUACCCAGGAUAUGGAUAACUGAAUGAAUGACUCACCAUCACGAUGGAAAGAAAUGCCUCCCCCGUGGAACUGUGGCACACAGUUGUCAUGGCAAUGACGUUUCAGUUAUUAUUGACAUAAUCCAGAACCCGAACAUCCAAAGAGGUGACCAAAUUGGCCCAGAGGUCAAUUUGCGAGAUGUAAUCGAGGCAAUAUGGUAUAAUCUAAAACCAACUAGAAUUCCC